CUCCUCUGAGAGGAAAUUGAAAGUGAAAUAAGGAGCUGGCCACCGACUCGGAGUUCCCUGGGAAGGUCUGGACAGUGCCCCUUCUCAGGACAUCACCACAAUGGACACAGAAAUGCCCCUGGCAAAGAUGUGGGAGGAGGUCACCUGUUCUAUCUGCCUGGAUCCCAUGGUAGAGCCCGUGAGUAUCGACUGUGGCCACAGCUUUUGCCAGGAAUGCAUCUCUCAGGUCGGGAAAGAUGGAGGCAGUGUGUGUCCGGUGUGCCGGAAACACUUUCUGUGCAAGAACUUCCGGCCCAACCGACACCUAGCCAACAUGGUGGACAACCUUAAACAAAUAGGCCAGGAUGAUACCAAGAAGGGCACACAAGAGAGACAAUGUGUGACUCAUGGAGAAAAACUUCACCUGUUUUGUGAGGAAGAUGAACAGGCCCUUUGCUGGGUGUGCGUCCAAUCCCGGAAACACCGAGAUCACACCAUGGUCCCUAUGGAGGAGGCUGCUCAGGUAUACCAGGAGAAACUCCAAACAGCCUUAGUAAAACUGAGACAAGAGCAGAUGUUGACUGAGAAGAUGGAAGCGGAUCUUGCAAUGAAGAGAGAAGACUGGAAGAGGAAGGUUGAGACACACAAACUGAGGAUUCACGCCGAGUUUGCACAACAGAAAAGCUUCCUGGUUGAAGAGGAACAGAGGCAACUGCAGAAGCUGGAGAAGGAAAGGAGAGAAGAGCUGAGACUCCUUGGGGAGACAGAGGUGGAGCUAGCGCAGCAGAACCAGGAACUACAAAAGCUAAUCUCAGAGCUGGAGUGGAGGAGUCGGAGUUCAGCAUUGGAGAUGUUGCAGGAGGUGAGAACUGUCCUGGAAAGGAUUGAGUCCUGGAACCUGAAGAAGCUGGACAUUGUCUCCCCAGACAUAAGAAGUGUGUGCCAUGUGCCAGGGCUAAAGAAGAUGCUGAGGGCAUAUGGAGUAUACAUCACUCUGGAUCAAGACACAGCCAAUCCAUGGCUCGAGCUUUCUAAGGAUCGGAGACAAGUGAAGCUUGGAAACAUCCAACAAAAGGUGCCCGAGAGUGAAGAGAGAUUUGAUAAUUACCCCAUGGUCCUGGGUACCCAGAUCAUUACCUCUGGAAAACUCUACUGGGAGGUAGAUGUGACAGGAAAAGAGUCCUGGGACCUGGGGGUUUGUAGGAACUCUGUGCAGAGGAAGGGACAUUUUUUGCUCAGCCCUGAGAAUGGCUUCUGGACAAUUUGGUUGUGGAAAAAGGACAAGUAUGAGGCUGGCACCUGCCCUCAGUCCUCUCUACACCUUCAGGUGCUGCCAUGCCAAGUCGGCAUUUUCCUGGACUAUGAGGCUGGUAUUGUCUCCUUCUACAAUAUCACUGACCACGGCUCCCUCAUCUACACCUUCCCUGAAUGUAAUUUUGAUGGGCCUCUGCGGCCCUUCUUCAGCCCUGGUUUCAAUGAUGGAGGAGGAAACGCAGCCCCUCUAACCCUUUGUCCACUCAAAAUGGGAAGACCAGAAUCUGCUGAUGACUGAAGGCUUUCUCAGGACACUUCACCCCCUUCCUGUUGGUAUCCCCACUCAGCCACGAACUCUGCCUCCUUUUCUCAUUAACUGUCAAACCCCUUUUCUUACAGAGGUAUCAGGAUCAAGCACUGAAAGUUAAUGUCAAAAACCUUCAACACGAUAUUCCUGUCCUAGAGUCCGUUAUAAUUCCAUUUACUGAAGCAUACGCCUCA
Messenger RNA from Dipodomys ordii (Ord's kangaroo rat), 1734 nucleotides. RefSeq names its product tripartite motif containing 21 (gene Trim21). Gene Ontology annotation, molecular function: zinc ion binding; protein binding. The transcript has 7 exons. The record is from RefSeq and is a predicted model, not a curated record. Lineage: Eukaryota; Metazoa; Chordata; Mammalia; Rodentia; Heteromyidae. The coding region runs from base 101 to 1531 and encodes 476 amino acids.